Beta vulgaris subsp. vulgaris (sugar beet) is the source of this 1002-nucleotide messenger RNA. RefSeq lists its product as uncharacterized. Bases 1 to 1002 code for a protein of 333 amino acids. The record is from RefSeq and is a predicted model, not a curated record. Lineage: Eukaryota; Viridiplantae; Streptophyta; Magnoliopsida; Caryophyllales; Amaranthaceae. The transcript is spliced from 2 exons.
AUGACUGAGAGUCCUACAAAUUCAGUUUCUAGUAGCCUAUCUCCUACACAAGAUCCAACUAGUGUUUACUUAAUUCAUCCUUCUGAAAAUCCUACUUUACCUCUCGUUUCUGAGCGUUUUAGUGGAGUUGGAUAUGGUGAAUGGAAGAGGAGCAUGAUCAUAGCUCUUUCUGCUAAAAAUAAAAUGGCAUUUAUUGAUGGAACACUAGAAAAGCCUCGUGAAAUGAUAAAUUCUAUCCUGCCUGGGAAAGCAAGGGAGAUUUGGCAAGACUUAGAAGAAAUAUUUUCACAAAGUUCUGAACCUCAAUUAUAUUCCUUACAACAAUCACUUCAUGAUCUGUUUCAAGAUUCUUCAGCAUCUGUUGCUGAAUUUUUCACACAGAUCAACAGUAUUUGGGAUGAAAUGAGUGCCAUGAAUCCAAUUCCUAUUUGUGCUUGCACUGGAUGUACAUAUGGUAUCACAAAACAAAUUUUCAAACAACAACAAGAUGAAAGACUAAUUCAACUCUUGAUGAAGAUUGAUAACAAAUACAGUAAUGUUAGAAGUAAUCUUCUUAUGAUGCAACCUCUACCAAACAUUCAACUAGCUUAUAGAUUAUUAAGUCAGGAAGAAAAGCAAAGGCAAACCAGUUCUUUAACUAUUGAGAACAUGGGACAUAUGUCUUUUGCAGCUGCUGAUCAGAAAGACAAAUAUUCAGUUACAAAGGGGCAUAAUGGAGGCAUUAAAGUAAAUUCCAACAACAAAAGGAAUUAUUCCUCCACUGGAACUUUUUCUUAUGAUUUCUGUCACACGCCAGGUCAUACUAAGGAGAGAUUUUACAGACUCCAUGGAUUUCCUGUUGGUUAUGGUAUAGGAAAAGGAUAUAAUGGCAAAGGGAAGAAAGUAGCUGCUAUGGCUCAUGGAGAAAUUGACAAUGAUGAGAAUGAUGUUGAUGAUGAAGUUCCUAUUUCAGUUAGUCAAUACAAUCACCUUCCUGCAACUUAUCAACAAGCAAGCACCUGA